GAUGAUUAAGAGAAAAAAUUAGGGCGAGAAUCGCACGUCUCUCCUCUCUCUCUCUCUCUUCUGGUUUCCAUCCACUAUCGAGAUUUUGCAUCCACAGCACAUGGACUUCCUCACUUCAUCCAUUGAUUUAGUUUCGGUUUUUCCCCAUCUAUGGAGCCAUUUGCCUAAUGGACUCCGCCACAUGGUUUUGAAUUCCGUCUAGUCGUCAACUAUCCGACGGUUGGUUGGUGGUCGAAUUCUUUUCAACAACAGUUGCGAUGGUGCUUUUCGCGUACUCCCUCGAAUCAAAUUUGUUCCUUUUGUCUGCUCCGUAGCAUUGGCAUCGAUUCCACCCGCGUCCUUUCAUCCAUCCACUCCCGAACAAACAAAGCGAGGCCUCUCUCUGGCUUGCAACGCCGUCUAAUCUUUCACAACCCCCUGUGAAUACCCGAUUCGGAAGAGGUGAGCGUUGUUGAUAGAGCAACUUACGUUGAAUUAUAGAGUUCCUUCAGACUUGGAAGAUGACUGCAUCCAAGCCUAUGACUAGGAUGAUCUCACAUGUCAUUCUAGAUUUGGAUGGUACACUUCUAAAUACAGAUUGCAUUGUAAGUGAAGUAUUAAAAGAAUUUCUAGUCAAAUAUGGAAAGACAUGGAGUAGCACAGGAGUUCACAGAAUAGUUGGAAGGACGCCUCUUGAAGUUGCAACUGCUGUUGUGGAAGAUUAUGGACUCGCAUGCACACCAGAAGAGUUCAUGUCCACAAUUACUCCAAUGUUUUCUGACAAAUGGUGCAAUAUUAAAGCUCUUCCAGGUGCUAAUCGGCUAAUUAAACAUCUAAGGGGCAUGGGCGUGCCGAUGGGUUUGGCUUCAAACUCUCCAAAAUCAAACAUAGAAGCCAAAAUUUCUCACCAUCAUGGCUGGAAAGAAUCAUUUACUGCAACUGUUGGUGGUGAUGAAGUGGUAAUGGGGAAGCCAUCUCCUGCAAUUUUCCUUGAGGCUGCUAGAAGAAUGAAUGCUGAUCCUUCAAACUGCCUAGUGAUUGAGGAUUCAUUGCCUGGUGUCAUGGCUGGCAAGGCUGCAGGAAUGAAGGUGGUUGCUGUACCAUCUUUACCAAAACAAGCUAGUUCUUUCGGUUCAGCUGAUGAGGUGGUCAAUUCUUUCCUCGAUCUGCAUCCUGAAAAGUGGGGUUUGCCACCGUUUGAAGAUUGGAUAGAAGGUACUUUGCCCAUUGAACCAUGGUAUAUUGGAGGACCUGUUAUCAAAGGAUUUGGUCGUGGCUCAAAGGUACUUGGAAUACCAACAGCUAAUUUACCUGCAGAAAACUUCUCUGCAUUACUUUCGGAACAUGCUUCAGGAGUGUAUUUUGGCUGGGCUGGGCUAGCAACACAAGGUAUCUAUAAGAUGGUCAUGAGUAUUGGUUGGAACCCAUACUUCGACAACACUGAAAAGACUAUAGAACCAUGGUUGCUUCACAAAUUCAAUGAGGACUUUUAUGGAGAGGAACUGCGUCUUGCCAUAGUGGGCUAUAUAAGACCAGAGGCCAAUUUUCCAUCACUAGAGAGCUUGAUAGCAAGGAUUCACGAGGAUGGGAGAAUUGCAGAGAAAGCUCUAGAUCUUCCUACGUAUGCCUGCUAUAAGGAUUCACCAUAUUUAAGAAAUGCAUUGCGAUAGAAUGUCAUUCAUGAAGCAAGAUAGUGUUAGUUUAAAAAAGAGAAGGUCCUUGUUGAAGGGGCUCUGAAGAGAGAUCUUGCAUGAGAGAUCUCUCAAUCUAUAUAAAGGAAACAUUCCAUAUGAGAGGUUAGAACAUUCUAAUAUGUGCCAUAUAUGACUGUUUGAUGAGGCUUACCUCUUUCUUGUG
Molecule: messenger RNA, 1836 nt
Organism: Elaeis guineensis (African oil palm)
Lineage: Eukaryota; Viridiplantae; Streptophyta; Magnoliopsida; Arecales; Arecaceae
Source: RefSeq, a predicted model, not a curated record